AUGCUCAGCAUUCAAUCCACCAUCCUCGCCAUCUCCCUCGCCGCGCUCACACCGCUCGUCGCAGCUAUCAGUCCCAGCGACGGCCGCGUCUUCUGCGACCAGGGCGACAAGGGUGUCCCGCGCGCCUUCGCCCAGGACAUCAUCAACAACAUCAAUACGUCCCAGCAGGACUUCGGCGUUCCCGGCCGCGACGCGGACUUUGGGUUCGGCAGCAGCUGCCUCAGCCACAGCCAGGGCGGCGGCUCGUCCUGCUGCCAGGUCGCGUUCCUCAACACGAACGGCAACGUCGGCACCGUCACUAUGACCGCCAAUACGAGGUCCACCGGCGUGGACGCCCUGGGUGGGCGGACGGAUGGGGCGACGCUGAGGAGUAUCGCAGAGGACAUUUUGAAUACUUGUUGGUCGGGCAAUGGGGACCACUCUGGGCGCUGGGCCGGGGAUGGGUUCCAGGUUGGGUUGAGCGGCGGCACUUGCUAA
This is a messenger RNA of Gloeophyllum trabeum ATCC 11539, 477 nucleotides long. RefSeq lists its product as uncharacterized. The transcript has a single exon. The coding region runs from base 1 to 477 and encodes 158 amino acids. The record is from RefSeq and is a predicted model, not a curated record. Lineage: Eukaryota; Fungi; Basidiomycota; Agaricomycetes; Gloeophyllales; Gloeophyllaceae.